Messenger RNA from Chara braunii, 1235 nucleotides. The record is from the annotation of a GenBank genome assembly. NCBI's taxonomy places the organism in Eukaryota, Viridiplantae, Streptophyta, Charophyceae, Charales, Characeae.
ACGUGUACAUACAACCCGCGCACACGUACGCCAUGCUACCCAGAAGCAUACAAAAACAAGCAGAAACCAGGCAGAGAAAACCAAGAACCGAGAGAAAGGGGGCUGACGGCAGCGCGGUGGGGAACAAAAAUACAAAAAAAAAGUGUAUAUAAAUUACAAUCUGUGAUUCUGUAUAUAUCGUCAAACAACAUGCAUCUAUAUCAUCAAACAACACCGUAUAUAUAUAUAUAUACAUCAUCCCGCCUCCUGAAGAGUGGGUGAAACUCCGACGAUACAGUUUGUCACAGCCCCUCAUUUGUUGUCCUCUUCUCCCUCUCUGCCUACGGUAAACCGGGCAGCUCUGUUUGGCUAUACAUAUACAUCAUACAUACAUCUAUUCCUUCCUCCAGCAGGCAAAGUCCAAUUUUUUUUUUUCAUUUCACUUUUUAUAUUCUUUCUUUUGUGCCCCACCUCUUUUUCCCAUGGACUCGCUGCCUUUUUUUUUUUUUUUUGGCUCAUAUUCACCUUCGAUCAAACGGGCCGCCUUUCCUAUUUCGGAAAUACUCAUCUUCUAUAAACUCACUCAUUUCCCUGACCUUCUCUCCAACCGCCUCCUUCCUCUCCUGCCCCUUUCUCAACAUCUCCUCCACGGCUCUCGACGAUCGAAUCGCAAACCGUUGAAAGGAGGGAUUGUUAGCAAGCUUAUCCACUAUGAGUACGUUUGCCACAUACGACAGAACUCGAUGUAGAAACCCCCCCCCGACGGCCAUGACAGCCUGAAACUGGUAGUGUUUGUGGACAAGCACGGCGAUGGCAAUGGAAACGAAGAUGACGAAGACCGACAGCAAGACGCGAAGAAGACCAGACCAAGAUGACGAACAACAGGACAAGGAUGAGGGAGAAGGAGAAGGAGAAGGAGAGGAAGAAGAAGAGGAGAAAGAACUUUUACCCCUUAUUUUCUUUUCUUCUAAAGGACAAAUGACGAAGAAGCACAAGAUGACAGAAGACGAAGAAGAGGAAGAAGAAGAAGAAGAAGAAGAAGAAGAAGAAGAAGAAGACGAAGAAGAAGAAGAGGUCCAGACAGAGGCGGAGAAAAACUGACUGCCGAGCACCGAACUCCCUCCUAGACCUCUCUCUCUCUCUCUCUCUCUCUCUCUCUCUCUCUCUCUGUGUGUGUGUGUGUGUGUGUGUGUGUGUGUGUGUGUGUGUGUGUGUAACUCGCUCGCUGCGUCUCUAUGCGAAUUAGGCGCGAAGUU